Aegilops tauschii subsp. strangulata is the source of this 543-nucleotide messenger RNA. The record is from RefSeq and is a predicted model, not a curated record. NCBI's taxonomy places the organism in Eukaryota, Viridiplantae, Streptophyta, Magnoliopsida, Poales, Poaceae.
AUGGAAAAUGAGCCGGCCAACAAGCAGGGCCGGGUCGAGCCAGAACCGCAAGCGCCUCCGGCGAGCCUGGACUUCAUCGGCAGCCUCCCCGACGAGAUGUUGGUAACCAUCUUAUCCCUCCUCCCCAUUAAAUCUGGCGUGCGAACCACUGUCCUCUCCCGGCGAUGGCGCCCCCUCUGGCACUCCACCCCUCUGGACCUCAUCGACGAUGACAAGCUCUAUUGCGGGGAUCACAAAUGCUUGGAUGCAUUGUCCCACAUCCUCGCCACACACCCUAGGCCAGUCAGACGCCUUGCCAUCGACAAGUUCCAUUCCAACUGCAAGGUCGAACCUAAGUUUCAGGAGUGGUUCCAAUCCCCGGCCCUAGAUCAACUCGAGGAGCUGAGCUUUCAAGCUGGGCAUCUGCGUUCACUGCCGCCGUCCGCGCUCUGCCUCGCGCCCACGCUGCGCCGUGCUCUGCCUCACGCCCACGCUGCGCCAUGCUCUGCCUCGCGCCCAAACUGCGCCGCGCUAGGUUCACGUAGUGCUUUUCCCCCAGAUUAA